Molecule: messenger RNA, 1955 nt
Organism: Coregonus clupeaformis (lake whitefish)
Lineage: Eukaryota; Metazoa; Chordata; Actinopteri; Salmoniformes; Salmonidae
Product: probable G-protein coupled receptor 19
Exons: 2
Coding region: 296-1597 (433 amino acids)
Biological process (GO): G protein-coupled receptor signaling pathway
Cellular component (GO): plasma membrane
Molecular function (GO): neuropeptide receptor activity
Source: RefSeq, a predicted model, not a curated record
AUAUUGCCCCCCUCCCCUUCUCUCCUCCUCUCACCUUCCGCGACAUUUUGUCUCGUUCCUAGCAGCCUGUUUCCACUUUCCAGGGAUGCAGCAGUUGACGCGAGGAGGAGGAGGCUGUUAUUGUGACGGUUGGAACCGAACAGAACGGGAACAUGAUUCAGAUGAAGAACCGGGCGCUCCUCAGAAGCACAAUAUCCGUUAGAUUGAUGGAAUAAUAAGGCGUUGGAUAAAGAAUGAAAAUGUGACCGUUAUUGUCGUGAGACAGCUCUCCUGUGGUGCAGUACCGAUAGCAGCCAUGGUGUACGCCCAAUCAACAGACAGCAUCAAGCCCUCCCUCCUGUCCCUCCUCUCCCCCUCCUUUACCCUCCCCAUGACCUUUAACCUCUCAGACAGGGACAACACCAGCUCAGCCACACCCUUCCUCUGUAACCGCGAUGCCCUCUCCUCCUCCUCUUCCUCCUCCGGCCUCUGGAACACCACCCAGGUGUCGUAUGAACUCACCCCAGCGGAGGUGGCUGUUCUGGGGCUGGUGUUCAGUCUCCUGUGGCUGGUCUCCAUCCUGGGUAAUGCUCUAGUGUGUGUGGUGAUCCACCGCAGCAGGAGGAGCCAGUCCACCACUAACUACUUUGUGGUGUCCAUGGCCUGCGCUGACCUGUUGCUGUCCCUGGGCUGCGCUCCCUUCAUCCUCCUCCAGGUGACCUGCGGGGGCUGGCCUCUCAGCGCCGUCGCCUGUAAGGCUGUCCGCUACCUGCAACACCUGUGUCCCGGUGUCCAGGUGUAUGUCCUGCUGUCCAUCUGUGUGGACCGGUUCUACACCAUCGUGUACCCGCUAAGCUUCAAGGUGUCCCGGGAGAAAGCCAAGCGGAUGAUCCUGGCCUCCUGGCUGUUGGACGCCGCCUUCGUCUCCCCCUGCUUUUUCUUCUACGGCUCGGAGGCGGCGGCGGCGGCGGACGGGGGCGGGCACUGUGACUUCUUCCUGCCGGCGGGAAGCUGGGACGGCGUGGCGUACGGUUCCGCCCACCUGCUCCUGGGGUUCCUGGUCCCAGGUGUCCUCAUUGUGUGGUUCUACCGGCGCGUGGUCCGAUACAUCUGGAGGAUCGGCGCAGAUGGACACACGGUCAGGAGAACCACCAACAUCGUCCCCAGGACUAAAGUGAAGACCAUCAAGAUGUUUCUCGUGCUGAACGUGGUGUUUCUCCUCACCUGGACUCCGUUCUACGUGGUCCAGCUGUGGCACCCCAGCGAGGCCCCGAGCCCCGGCAGACAGGGGGCGCUAGUGUUCUGCUGUGUGGUCUGGGUGUCGUUCAGCGCCACCGCCUCCAAACCCUUGCUCUACUCCGCGUACAACGCUAACUUCAGACGCGGCAUGAGGGAGACCUUCUGCACGUCCUCUAUGAAGUGUUACCGUAGCAACGCCUACACCGUCACCGCCAGCUCCCGCGUGGCCAAGAAGAACUACGUGGGCGUGGUGGACAUCCCCGUGGCGACCAAGACGACGCACACCAACGACUCAGUCUACGACACGUUUGACCGCGAGGCCAAGGAGAAGAAGCUGGCCUGGCCAAUCAGAGCCAACCCUCCCAACACCUUCGUCUGACAGGCGGGGAGGGAAACGGGGUUUAACUAUCAAUCAGAGCCAACCCUCCCAACACCUUCGUCUGACAGGAGGGGAGGGAGACGGGGUUUAACUAUCAAUCAGAGCCAACCCUCCCAACACCUUCGUCUGACAGGCGGGGGGGGAAACGGGGUUUAACUAUCAAUCAGAGCCAACCCUCCCAACACCUUCGUCUGACAGGAGGGGAGGGAGACGGGGUUUAACUAUCAAUCAGAGCCAACCCUCCCAACACCUUCGUCUGACAGGCGGGGAGGGAAACGGGGUUUAACUAUCAAUCAGAGCCAACCCUCCCAACACCUUCGUCUGACAGGCGGGGAGGGAAACGGGGUUUAACUAUCAA